GUGCACUGUGUCCCUAGGACACAGCGGAUCACCGUGUCACGCUGACAGAGGAGAGGAGAGCCAGUAAUCGGCAUUCCACGGAGGGGACAUGUACACUGAUCAUCAGGGCACUGAUGAUCAGUGUGCCCUGAUGAUCAGUGUAGUCCCAGCAGUGCCACCUGUCAAAGUCCAUCAGUGCCAGCAGUCAGUGCUCAUCAGUGCCACGUGCCAGUGCCUAUCAGUGCCCAAUCAAUGCCACAUAUCAGUGCCCAUCUGAGCUGCCUUUCAGUGUCAUCCAUCAGUGCCAGUCAGUGCCACCUAUCAAUGCCAAUCAGUGCAACCUAUCAGUGCCAGUCAGUGCCGCCUAACAGUGCCAGUCAGUGCCUCCUAUCAGUGCCAGUCAGUG
Messenger RNA from Staurois parvus, 385 nucleotides. NCBI's taxonomy places the organism in Eukaryota, Metazoa, Chordata, Amphibia, Anura, Ranidae. The record is from the annotation of a GenBank genome assembly.